UGAUUCUCGGGGUGAAUUAUUCCUAUACCGACAGUCGUAUAUGAACGCCGGCUCGAGGAAAUACUGUAUUUUGCGAUACGCUCCAGAUCUGCCAACUUAUCUCUGUGACUAAUAGUCGCAUAGUGCGACGGCAGCGCAAGAGUCUCAUUUGUAAUGUAUAUAUUAUGAAUUGCCCGCCAUGUCCAUCGGCUCGGCGCUGAUUGUCGAGAUACUCCCCGAGCCGCAAGGUUGCGAAUAAGCAUCACAAGCCAUUGCAAUCGAAAGGUUGCAAUACACGGAUACCUGAGUACCCGCCCUGUCAGCAUUGGCAGGCGAACAUAGAGAUAAGAGCGAAUAGUUAAUCUCCGCGCCGAACAUGUCCAGCUCGCCCUCCGCUCGUGUCCGGCUUCGCGACCUUGUUCCGGGUCUCAAGGUCGGGACUUGGCCAACCGGCGCCAAGAACGGCAUCACAGAUGUCUCUGGGGUUCUAGUCCAUACGGAGUCUAUCCACAGCGAUGAUGGUUCUGUCAAUACUGGCGUGACAACCAUCCUCCCACGCAAAGACUGGUUCAACAAUGCGUGCUACGCCGGCAUUUUCCGGUACAACGGCUCCGGAGAGAUGACCGGCUCCCAUUGGAUCGAAGAGACGGGUCUCCUUCACAGCCCCAUUGUCCUGACAAACAGUUUCGCCGUGGGCAACUGUUACAAUGGCAUCUAUCAAUAUGCCAUUGAACACUACAGUACCGGUGGAACAGUAGACUGGUUUCUUACGCCCGUUGUGGGAGAGACUUUUGAUGGAUUCCUUAACGACCUCACCAAGUUUGUAGUCACGCCACAACAUGUCAUCAACGGCAUCAAUGCUGCAUCUGCCGAUCCAGUACCCGAAGGCAACACUGGCGGCGGAACGGGCAUGUUGUGUCAAGGACACAAGGGCGGCACUGGAACUUCGAGCCGAGUAGUGCCAGGCCUUGAUGGCCAGGGAAACGAGAAGAGCUACACCGUCGCAGCACUGGUACAAGCAAACUACGGUCGAAUCCACCACCUGCACAUCACCGGCGUUCCUGUAGGAAGGAUUCUCGCUGCGGAAGCACAGAAGAGCAAGGAGGCAGCCAAAGCACAAGCCGACUACGAUGCCGCCAAGGACAAGAGAGACGGAAGCAUCAUCAUCAUCCUCGCCACAGAUGCUCCAUUGAGCCCCAUUCAACUUCAGCGCUUGUCCAAACGCGCUGCUGGAGGUCUGUCUCGAGUUGGUGGCUAUGGACACAACUCCAGCGGCGACAUCUUCUUGGCAUUCAGCACAGCCAACAAGAUACCAGUGCAGACAGUCGGCUCCGAGCAUAGGGAUGUCGAUCCAUUCAAGGCCAAUCCUCUGGCGACGCAGACAGUCGACGAUUCGACCAUCAACGCCCUGCUCGAAGCUGCCGCUGAUUCUACAGAGGAAGCUAUAUACAACGUUCUGUGCAUGGCUGAGAGUAUGACAGGGCAUAAAGGCUUUCAUAUUGACGCGCUGCCGUUGGAUAAAGUCAAGAAUAUCUUGGAAAAGCAUGUUGAAUUGGAAAAGGCAAUCAAGGCAGAUUUUUGAUGGCACAUCCGAGCUAGGGGAUCCGACUGAUAAAGCGGUAGUGCGCCGAAGAGAAGUGAUAAAUAGAUCAUUAAUUAUUACUUCAUUAUAUAAAUGCAACUUGG
Messenger RNA from Trichoderma harzianum CBS 226.95, 1665 nucleotides. RefSeq lists its product as hypothetical. Bases 356 to 1561 code for a protein of 401 amino acids. The transcript is spliced from 2 exons. Gene Ontology annotation, molecular function: aminopeptidase activity. The record is from RefSeq and is a predicted model, not a curated record. NCBI's taxonomy places the organism in Eukaryota, Fungi, Ascomycota, Sordariomycetes, Hypocreales, Hypocreaceae.